This is a messenger RNA of Guyanagaster necrorhizus, 729 nucleotides long. RefSeq lists its product as uncharacterized. Bases 1 to 729 code for a protein of 242 amino acids. Lineage: Eukaryota; Fungi; Basidiomycota; Agaricomycetes; Agaricales; Physalacriaceae. The record is from RefSeq and is a predicted model, not a curated record. The transcript is spliced from 2 exons.
AUGACAUCCCCGAAUCCCAACAAACAACCUACCAGCCCCCAGAAGCUGAACCUAGCAGCCUGCAUCCAAGAGAUAGUGAAGAGGAAGAGGGAGGACAACCCUGCUCUCGACCUGGAAACCAGGAUAGUAGCAUCUCAGGACAACAAGGGAUCCUUGUUUCAGGACCCCCUCCUGACCAUGAAGAUGAAGAUCUCUCAGAGGACUUCUUCUGCCAGUCCUCCUCCCCCUCUACCACCUCCCAAACCCAUGGGAUUGCUGACAAUGCCAGGGACUCUCUCGAUGCCCCUCAGAUGGCUUGGUGACCCAGCAACAGAACUCCUUGAAGUCAGCCUGCUAGCUCCCACCUCUCCAUCAGAGCCAGCUCAGGGAUGGGCAGCCCCUCCCUCAACAAUAAAGAGCAGCGACAAUGAGAGGAGUAAAGGCAGUGGAAUGAGCUGCAGUCAGUACAUUCAGAGCCAGAAGACCAGCAUGAGCAGCAGAGGAGAGAGGCCAUGCAGUAUGAUGAGUGCUAUAAAGACAGGCAGCGAGAGGUGGAAAGGACUUGACUGGCAAGGGCAGACAUCAGUAAUUGGUAUGGACUCCACCCCGAGGUCGCCAGUGUCCUCGCACCCAUACAAGCUGACCUCUUGGCCCCAGCCAACAUCUUCAGGGAGCCCAGUACCCCAAGCAGUGGAGUUCUGGAGCAUUGGGCCAAUGGCACAAGAACCUGACAACAUGGGAGCCCCCUGA